This is a messenger RNA of Solenopsis invicta (red fire ant), 1967 nucleotides long. RefSeq names its product DNA replication complex GINS protein SLD5 (gene Sld5). The transcript has 3 exons. The coding region runs from base 249 to 896 and encodes 215 amino acids. Gene Ontology annotation, cellular component: GINS complex. Gene Ontology annotation, biological process: DNA-templated DNA replication; double-strand break repair via break-induced replication. The record is from RefSeq and is a predicted model, not a curated record. Lineage: Eukaryota; Metazoa; Arthropoda; Insecta; Hymenoptera; Formicidae.
GUCGACCAUGUGAAGCAUAUCCGGCAGCACUUUGUCGACCACCGUUUGGUUACCAAAUCCACCUCUUUGUGCCACCCAUGUGUAGGCUGCAUGGCUCGGUCCAGAUGCAAGAGACAUGGAAAUUCGAAAGCGAUUCAAAAUGGUUCGAGAACAUAGCGGUUGGCUGCGUGCGUGUGAUGGAACGGCGAUAACAUCGUGAUGAUUUGUACGAAUAACAGAUAUUUUCGAGGAGGAUCAACACGACAGCCAUGGACGAGAGUCUCGAGGACAAUUUGCUGGACGACGGGGACGGCGUCGGCGAGGUGACGGCGCAGACCGUGCUCCAGGAAAUCGAGAACGCCUGGAUGAACGAACGAUGCGCACCCGAGAUCCUGCCGCAUCAGUCUGACCUGGUGGACUGCAUGCUGCAGCAAAUCGCGCACAUGGAGGAGAACAUUAAGAGGUUAGAUAGGAGCGAUCUGCGAGCGCUAGUCCACCGGAUGGAACUCGAUCGGAUCAGAUACGUGAUCAGCAGCUACCUGCGCGCGCGUCUGGAGAAGAUUGAGCGAUACACGUUCCACAUCUUGUCGGAGGAGAGUAACAGGAGCCCGGAGGAGGCCUACCUGACGCCAGGCGAGCUGCGCUUCGCCAAGGAGUACGGAGACAGUUUGGAAGCGCUCUUCAAGACGGUCGCGUUGGAUCACAUGCCGCCCAACUUUCGAGGAUUCGAGAGAAACAAGUUAACCGUUAGGCCCAAUCUGCAAACACAUGUGUUUCUUCGUGCCAAUCAAAGCAUCACUGGCAUAGUCCUGCCUGGUACGAACGACGAGGUAGACUUUGAGGAAGGUUCGCAGCAUAUUAUUCAGUACAGCGCCGUUUCAAACUUGGUUAAGUCUGGUGUGGUGCAGUUGAUUUGAUAUUCUUAGAUCGAGGAAGUGCAGCUGAGAAGGGAAAAAGUUGUGAUAUCUCUUUGGAACGGUAUAUAAUUUUGUUUAUAUAUAGUAUCAUACACACAUUUCUAUAAUUAUACACUAAUAAAAUUAAGAUUUUAAUUAAUAAAACUGAUUAAGAAGCAAAUAAUGAUUUCUGUCAACUUUAUUGUAGUAAUGUCAAAUUUAGCAUUAUUGUUUUAUUAUUCAAUCAUUUAAAUAUCAACAGAAUUCACUCUCUCGUUUUCUGUGUAAAAGUACAUAGGGUGUGUUCAACACUCACAAUGCUCUUGGAUAAUUUCAGCCUGUUGUUUAAUGAAUAUUAAAUAAGGACAAAUGACACAAUUGUUGCGAGUGUUAAAUGAAACAUGUCUAUAGUAUCGUAUGGCAUUAUUGUGCUCUCACAGAUAAAUUUGAUUUAUUAAUAGUUAUUUAAUUAUGGACAUGUAGAUUUAUAUUGAUUGAUUGUGCUGCAGUUAGUUUGAUAAAGAUAUUUUCUAAUAGAAAUUUUAAUAUUAUUGAUAUUCUCAGGAAAUGUGUAGUUAAGAGGUAAAGGUUGUGAGUCUCUUUAUGAAACAGGAUACCUAUAAUUUUAUUUAAAUGUAAUAUCAUGUACACAACAUUUCUAUAAUUAUACAUUAAUAAAAAUUAAGAUCUUAAUGAAAUUGAUUAAGCAGAAGCCACUGAUGAUUUCUGUUGACUUUAUUGCCACAGUAUAUGUAUAUCAAAAUUAGCAUUAUUAUUUGAUCAUUUAUCAAUAUCGAUAGUAACAUAAUACUCUUUUGUUUUUUUGUGCAGAAAUUUAUAUAGUAUCACAUGGUAUUAUUGUGCUCUCAUAGAUAAAUUCAAUUUAUUAAUAGCUACUUAAUUAUUGAGAUUAUAGAUUUAUACUGAUUAAUUAUACUGUAUUUUCUUAAACAAAAUCUAGUAGUUUUUUCAUGAUAUUCAAAUUCUUAGUUAAAAAAUUAUUACUGAAGAACAUAGAACGCUACUUAUAAAAAUGUAAUAUAGGUAUGAUUGUAAUUCAGCAAAAAUGAUAAAUGUAUUCUCUAACAGGAA